Messenger RNA from Paramecium tetraurelia, 1284 nucleotides. RefSeq lists its product as uncharacterized. The record is from RefSeq and is a predicted model, not a curated record. NCBI's taxonomy places the organism in Eukaryota, Ciliophora, Oligohymenophorea, Peniculida, Parameciidae. The transcript has a single exon.
AUGUAAAUUUUGCAAUAAAUUUCAGCAAAAACUAUUUUUACUUAUUUAGAUACUUUGGAUUUGCAAAUAGUCGAUGCACCCUCUAGAAAGAACACAACAUCUCCAUUGAGAUCAUAAUCUAAAGAAUAAAAGGAAUUAAAGACUUUGCAUGAAUACGAUGGCACCAUAAUAUGUAAUUGCUACGAUUGCUUCUGCGAAGGGUGUCCUUGGGAAUAGAAAUGCAUAUGCAAAUGUUGUUUCUCUAUUGGGCAAUGCUGUACUAUGUUGCAGAACAAGUUUUUAGAAUCUCUCAAAUACAUAAUUUUCUUUUUAACUAAACCUUACUUCUAUAUCAUCUUUAAUUCGUAUUUCUCUUUGAUAGGUUUCAAAAAUGAUGACAAGCAGGAUGAGAAGGAUCAUGGUGGAAUUAUUUUAGGAUUUGGGAUUAUCUUCAAUGGAUUGUAAUUUUAUGUGUUGCUAUUUGCUUUCUCAUUUCUGUCCACCAAAAGAGAGAUGAUGAGAUUGGAUAAAAGUAAAGAAGAUGACAGAGGACUCUUACUGUAUUAUCACAUUAGAAAGGCCAUCAUCUUCACUAUCUUUUUGGUGCUUUUAUUCAUCUUCUUUGGCUUAGGUGUAUGCAGACUAAUAUAUAGGUUCUAAAUCAAAUCAGAAUGCCUCUUUAUACUAUACAACAUAAUAUUUUUGUUCAUUGGUAGCAUUGUGUCUGUGUUGUUGAUGAGUUACAAUAACUGUUUGAGCAAUGACUUGAUUCAAGACAAUGAUAAUAUCCUCAAGGCAUAAUAGAGACUAUAUAUAAUGCAGAAUAAUUUGAUCAAGUACUUCCCAAGCGAAUAAUAAUUCUAGAAGUAUGUGGAGGAAUGCAAUUUCGAUGAUCAAUAGAUAUCAAGAUUGAUUCAUGAAAAAUGUUCGGAAGCCAAAGGGAACUUACAAUUGUCUUUGGGAGCAAAUGACAAGCAACAGUUUAAGAAAAUUAAAAAGAAUUUAGGGCAAAGUAAAUUUCUGAUUGGAGGUAUUGUAAGUUACUUGUACCUAUCGACAUAUUUGACUUUGUUGGCAAGUUUUGGUUUCCUUUUGAUGGUGCUCAUCAAUGUAUACGAAAACAUUAAAAAUGGAGAUGAGGAAUGGAAAGAUUAACUAGAAAGUGUUAUCUAACCAAAAUAACCCGUAUUCUCAGUGAUCCUCCUUACUUUAUAGUUAAUAUAAGCACUUGUUUUGCCACAUUUGUUACCAUUUUUAUUUAUUAAAAAGAGACUUUUUGGAUAAGACUAUGGAGAAUGGGAAUGA